CCGGAACCUUCCCGAGGAGCUGCCCGGAGCGCUAACGCGGCACGGAGGUGCGCGAAGCCACCGUUUCUGCCGUGUCCUCCUGACCCCAGGGUGCGAGGAAGCCUCAGCCGGAGCAGAGCGAUUCAGCCGGCCAGCCGGACACCCAGUGGCUGCCCUGAAGGAGAAAGAGGGAAGGUGGCAGCCAGGCGCCUGGGAAAGGCAGCCCGAGCAGCCCCAGAGGGAGCCCAGGCUGGCAAGCGCGAUCCUCCGGCGUGCACUGAAGGCAGGGAGCCAGCCAGGAAGGGCGGGGCAGGAGCUGUGCAAAGGACCCCAGUGGACAAGGCUGCCUCCCUCCUCCCAUGGCCCCCCUCAACGCCAGCAGCUUUGACCCCAUCACCUUUGUCCUGACGGGAAUCCCAGGCAUGGAGGCCUCCCACAUCUGGAUCUCGGUGCCCUUCUGCCUGAUGUACGUGGGGGCCCUGGCGGGGAACGCCUUCCUCCUCUUUCUCAUCGCCACGGAGCGCAGCCUCCACCAGCCUAUGCACCUCUUCCUGGCCAUGCUGGCCGUAGCUGACCUCAUGCUCUCCACCUCCACUGUGCCGGAGAUGCUGGCCAUCUUCUGGUUCGGCUCCAGGAAGAUCUCCUUUGACGCCUGCAUCGCCCAGAUGUUCUUCACCCACUUCAGCUUCAUCGCCGAGUCCACCAUCCUGCUGGCCAUGGCCUUCGACCGUUACGUCGCCGUUUGCGAUCCGUUGCGCUACAUGACCAUCCUCACGCCUUCCGCAAUAGGGAAGGUGGCCAUCGCCGCCGUGGUCAGGGGGCUGGCCAUCAUGUUCCCCCCCAUCUUCCUCCUGAAGAGGCUGCCCUACUGUGGCCACAGCACGAUGCCCCACACCUAUUGCGAGCACAUGGGCAUCGCCCGCCUGGCUUGCGGGGACAUCACCGCCAACAUCUGGUACGGCUUCACAACCACCCUCCUGUCCUCUGGCGUCGACGUGGUGCUGAUCGCCGCCUCUUACGCCCUGAUCCUCCGGGCCGUCUUCCAGCUGUCCUGCAAGGAAGCCCGGCGGAAAGCUCUCCGCACCUGCGGCUCCCACAUCUCCGUCAUCCUCAUGUUCUACAUGCCGGCCUUCUUCUCCUUCCUCACCCAUCGCUUCGGCCACAACAUCCCUAGCUGGAUCCAUAUCCUGCUGGCCGACCUCUACGUGAUCGUGCCGCCCAUGCUCAACCCCAUUGUCUACGGAGUCCGAACGAAGCCAAUCCGGGAGAGGGCCGUCCACGUCCUCUCGCAUUUGGGAAGGACCUGCCGCUAA
Thamnophis sirtalis is the source of this 1292-nucleotide messenger RNA. The record is from RefSeq and is a predicted model, not a curated record. NCBI's taxonomy places the organism in Eukaryota, Metazoa, Chordata, Lepidosauria, Squamata, Natricidae.